Messenger RNA from Amoebophrya sp. A120, 1540 nucleotides. The record is from the annotation of a GenBank genome assembly. Lineage: Eukaryota; Dinophyceae; Syndiniales; Amoebophryaceae.
AGGACCUCCUCUACUACUGCCUCUAUUGAGCAAGACCAUUUUAUCUUAUUCCCCCUUUCGGUUUCGAUUUAAGUACAAUGGAAUUACUCAAACAUUGCGCUUCAUGAAGCCUCCGUACAUAACUCCUUGAUUUGGACGUCAAUAUGAUCCCUAUCGGCGACAAAAUUGUUCCGGCCCCCCUUCCCUGUUUGGAAAAGCAUGACCAAGGUUGCCCCGGGUAAGAAGAAGUCCAACUGGUCUCUGCGCUACUUCUUCAUCUCAUUGUGAUCUAGUCGUGUGGAUACUCCUAAAAUUUGCGCGUUCCCGGAUCCGGUGAAUGCCUGGCGCCGGGAGAUCGUGAGUUUGACUUUCCGGUCCAGCCUGGUAACUACGAGCCGGUACCUUAUGCUACUCGUCUCAGGGAGGCAGUAGAGCAGCAAACUAAGCACACCCUCAUCUAUACCCCACAGACGAAUACAGUUUCUGAUGCAUGGACGCAGUGGGUGGCAGGGGUCAAGACGAACGAACCCAGGACGUCGACCAAGCGGCGGACGUUGGACGUGAAGAAGUGACAGUCCCAGGAGCGUCAGCUCAACAAGCAGUGGCGCUACAGCACGGAGCUGAAGAAAAUGUCCACGACCACGGGGAGUUUGUCUCGCCUGAGGAACUACAAAUAAACCAGCCUGGAGUAGAAGACCCAAACCCGCCGAGGAAUCUUGUGAACAACGAGGAGAUUUUUCUCGAUGCAAAUAACGGUAUUUUCAUUCACCACCCGGAAGGCGAAGCAGAAGCCGCACAACUUAUCGAAGCCGACGAUCCAGUAGAGGACGAAGACGAGGAGGAAGAUCAGGGCGAAGAUCAGGAGCACAACGACGACAUUCGCCAACUCCACCUGCGGUUCAUUGUUUACUCCUAUUUUUUCACCGUCGGGCUCUUCAUCCUCCUAGUGAUCUCCGACCCGCAAACGUACUUGGUGGAAGACGUAUCGUGUGGGAAAUAAAGGCCAUAGUCAUCUCCGCGUGAUAAAGGUUUCGAAAGCUCUGUAUUGCUCCCGUGAUUUGGAUUUAAGUACCUGCAUUUCUUACCUGGCUGAUGCGGGCUGGCUAUGUAUUUGUUUUGAAGAAAUCGGAUUCAUUCCGCUCGAUUGCAGUCGUAUCCGGUCUUUAAGUGGGUCUGCUCGGGUGCGAGCGUAUUAGGUUAUUUUUGCCAGUUAUUUCGUCGGUAACACUAUCGUCCGGACGACUUGUGUGUCAACAUGCAAACGAUGGAACGACUACUACGCAGUUUAUCUCUAAACUCGUUGCACGUGCCAUUUUUUUGCAUGGUGGGAUCAUCGACUUUAUGCGGAAAUGGCUCUUGUCCCACGCGAUACCCGGUACUCCCGACGCACUUGAUAGCAGUCCUGUCCGUCGUCUUCGUGGUGUCUCACAUCAACGGGAACCUGCUACGAGAGGCCUUCCGCAUGUUGUUCUCCCGCGCAGACACGUUUUGGGGAUUGACAUAAUCGAGUACACUGGGAGCUGCAGGGUUUUUUGCAGCUACUUGCCAGUACUACCUGUAG